AUGUCCUCGAAGCGCAAGUGGGACCAGGCUGCUCCGGAAGAGGAUGACACCCCCACGAAGGCGGUGAAGCAGGAAGAUGGCAAGACCGCCUCUGAGGCAGCCGCCGCGGCCGCCGCUAUCGCUGCAAAAAUCGCCGCACAGUUUGCUGGUUCGGGCAGCGGAGGACUGCCAGGCGGGAAAGACCCGCACGACGGAGAUUUCAUUCACGACAUUGACAUCAAUGACGUGCGGAACCGGUACCUCUUGACGAAGGGCUCGACGCAGACGCAGAUCAAUGAGGACACCGGAGCUUCGGUCAGUACGAAGGGUGUAUGGUACCCUGACCGUUCCAAGGCCACGGAAAGAGACCCUCCGUUGUACCUCCAUAUAUCGGCGACGUCACAGGAGAUGUUGCAGAAGGCCAUCGACAAGGUCAACGAGCUCAUUGCCAUGGACAUGGGUUCGCUGGUGGAGGACAAGAAGGACCGCACGAGGGAACGUCGGAAAUGGCCUGAAGAGAAGAUCCCUGUCGGUAUUGAUAGUAUACGUAACUUCAACGUCAGGGCAAAGGUGGUUGGGCCCCAGGGUAUGUUCGUGAAAUACAUUCAACAAGAAACAAAUACUCGUGUGCAAAUCAAGGGCAUUGGCUCCGGCUUCGUGGAUCAGGAUACCGGACACGAACACGACGAGCCUAUGUACAUCCACGUAACUGGCCCCGACGAAGGUCAAGUGCAGCGGGCAAAGGUGCUCACCGAAGACUUGCUAGAAGUCGUUCGUGAGGAGCAUGCCAAGGUCAAGACCGUCGUGCAGCAACAGCAAAUGGAGCUCCAUCAAGCCCAACUGCAGUACGCCGCCUACAGCUACGGAGCACAGCGACCCUCGUUCCACUGA
Messenger RNA from Fomitopsis serialis, 870 nucleotides. RefSeq lists its product as uncharacterized. The transcript has 6 exons. Bases 1 to 870 code for a protein of 289 amino acids. Gene Ontology annotation, cellular component: nucleus. The record is from RefSeq and is a predicted model, not a curated record. NCBI's taxonomy places the organism in Eukaryota, Fungi, Basidiomycota, Agaricomycetes, Polyporales, Fomitopsidaceae. Gene Ontology annotation, molecular function: RNA binding.